AGUGUGUCAUUUAGUCAGCUGUCUCAUCUGAAGAGACAUAAGCGCAUACAUAGUGGUGAAAAGCCAUUUUGCUGUCAUGUAUGUAAAAUUUCAUUCAUUUCGAAGGGUGAACUGAAGAGGCAUAUAUGCAUACAUAGUGCGGAGAAGCCAUUUUGUUGCAUCGUGUGUAAUAAGUCAUUUAGUCAGCAGAGUCAUCUGAAGGCACAUAAACGCAUACAUAGUGGUGAAAAGCCAUUUUGCUGUGAUGUAUGUAGUGUGUCAUUUAGUCAGCUGUCUCAUCUGAAGAGACAUAAGCGCAUACAUAGUGGUGAAAAGCCAUUUUGCUGUCAUGUAUGUAAAAUUUCAUUCAUUUCGAAGGGUGAACUGAAGAGGCAUAUAUGCAUACAUAGUGCGGAGAAGCCAUUUUGUUGCAUCGUGUGUAAUAAGUCAUUUAGUCAGCAGAGUCAUCUGAAGGCACAUAAACGCAUACAUAGUGGUGAAAAGCCAUUUUGCUGUCAUGUAUGUAAAAUUUCAUUCAUUUCGAAGGGUGAACUGAAGAGGCAUAUAUGCAUACAUAGUGCGGAGAAGCCAUUUUGUUGCAUCGUGUGUAAUAAGUCAUUUAGUCAGCAGAGUCAUCUGAAGGCACAUAAACGCAUACAUAGUGGCGAAAAGCCAUUUCGCUGUGAGGUAUGUAAUAAGUCGUUCAUCUGUAAGAGUCAUGUAAAGAGACAUCAGCACAUA
Messenger RNA from Cryptotermes secundus, 720 nucleotides. Its product is annotated as zinc finger protein 233-like. Gene Ontology annotation, molecular function: RNA polymerase II cis-regulatory region sequence-specific DNA binding; DNA-binding transcription factor activity, RNA polymerase II-specific. The annotation marks the transcript as partial. The record is from RefSeq and is a predicted model, not a curated record. Gene Ontology annotation, cellular component: nucleus. NCBI's taxonomy places the organism in Eukaryota, Metazoa, Arthropoda, Insecta, Blattodea, Kalotermitidae. The transcript has a single exon. Gene Ontology annotation, biological process: regulation of transcription by RNA polymerase II; central nervous system development.